AUGAGCCUCAACAGGUCCCCAGAGGAGACCCCUGAGAGAGACUCGGGGAGAACAGGAUGGAAGCCCACGGUGAGAGAUGCUUUCAAAGAUAUUUCCACAUACUUCUCCAAGGAAGAAUGGACAGAGAUGGGAGACUGGGAGAAAAUCCGAUAUAGGAACGUGAAAAGGAACUAUGAAGCCCUGAUUACGAUAGGUCUCAGAGCCCCUCGACCAGCUUUCAUGUGUCACCGCAGGCAGGCCAUCAAACCGCAAGUAGAUGACACUGAGGAUUCUGAUGAAGAAUGGACGCCAAGGCAGCAAGUCAGACCUUCUUGGGUGGCAUUCAGAAUGGAGCAGAAUAAACACCAGAAGGGAAUACCCAGGGCGCCAUUAAGUAAUGAAUCUAGUUUGAAGGAAUUAUCAGAAACAGCAAAGUUGCUGAACACAAGUGGCUCAGAGCAGGGCCAGAAACCAGUGUCCCCUCCUGGAGAAGCAAGUACCUCUGGACAUCACUCCCUACAAAAAUUGGAACUCAGGAGAAAGGACAUUGAAGUAAAGAUGUAUAGUCUACGAGAAAGAAAGAGCCUUGCAUACCAAGAGGUCAACGAGCCCCAGGAUGAUGACUACCUCUAUUGUGAGAAGUGUCAGAACUUCUUCAUUGACAGCUGUGCUGUUCAUGGGCCCCCUACAUUUGUAAAGGACAGUGCAGUGGACAAGGGGCAACCCAACCGCUCAGCCCUCACUCUGCCCCCUGGUCUGAGAAUCAGACCAUCAAGCAUCCCUCAGGCUGGGCUUGGAGUAUGGAAUGAAGCAUCUGAUCUGCCACUGGGUCUACACUUUGGCCCCUAUGAGGGCCAAAUCACAGAAGAUGAAGAGGCAGCCAACAGCGGAUACUCCUGGUUGAUCACCAAAGGGAGAAACUGCUAUGAGUAUGUGGAUGGAAAGGAUAACUCUUGGGCCAACUGGAUGAGGUAUGUGAACUGUGCCAGGGAUGACGAGGAGCAGAACCUGGUGGCCUUUCAAUAUCACAGGCAGAUCUUCUACCGAACCUGCCGGGUCAUCAGGCCAGGCUGCGAAUUGCUGGUCUGGUAUGGGGACGAGUAUGGCCAGGAGCUGGGCAUCAAGUGGGGAAGCAAGUGGAAGAGCGAGCUCACAGCAGGGAAAGCAGAACCAAAGCCAGAGGUACAUCCAUGUCCUUCCUGCUCUCUGGCCUUCUCCAGUCAGAAAUUCCUCAGCCAACAUUUGGAACGCAAUCACCCUUCUCAGAUCUUCCCACAAAUAUCUGCAAGAGAAUAUUUCCAACCAGAGGAUCCCUGCCCAGGCGAUCAGAAUCAGCAGCGGCAGCAACAUUCUGAUCCGCAGAGCUGGAGUGACAAAGCUAAAGGUCAAGAGGACAAGAGAUGAGGUAUACAAACAGGGGAAGGUUCCUUAAGUGCUCUGGGGAUGUCAACAGCAAUCUCCUCCAUGGUUUUUUGGCCUCCUGUUCUAAUAAAUUUUGUGU
Zalophus californianus (California sea lion) is the source of this 1480-nucleotide messenger RNA. It is a transcript of the gene PRDM7, whose product is annotated as PR/SET domain 7. Gene Ontology annotation, molecular function: histone H3K4 methyltransferase activity; protein binding; zinc ion binding. Gene Ontology annotation, biological process: regulation of DNA-templated transcription; positive regulation of reciprocal meiotic recombination. The record is from RefSeq and is a predicted model, not a curated record. Lineage: Eukaryota; Metazoa; Chordata; Mammalia; Carnivora; Otariidae. Bases 1 to 1383 code for a protein of 460 amino acids. The transcript has 11 exons. Gene Ontology annotation, cellular component: nucleus.